Ochotona curzoniae (black-lipped pika) is the source of this 1201-nucleotide messenger RNA. It is a transcript of the gene FBXL12, whose product is annotated as F-box and leucine rich repeat protein 12. The coding region runs from base 177 to 1157 and encodes 326 amino acids. The transcript has 3 exons. Gene Ontology annotation, biological process: SCF-dependent proteasomal ubiquitin-dependent protein catabolic process; positive regulation of protein ubiquitination. Gene Ontology annotation, molecular function: protein binding. Lineage: Eukaryota; Metazoa; Chordata; Mammalia; Lagomorpha; Ochotonidae. The record is from RefSeq and is a predicted model, not a curated record. Gene Ontology annotation, cellular component: SCF ubiquitin ligase complex.
GCGCCAGGGCCUCGGGUCCUCGGGAUCCGUCUCCGAGUGGAGUUAGUUGUCCUGACCCCGCGACCCCAGGACGACCCCGGACCCGGCACGGGCAAGCGGGACUUCCCGGCCUCCCCCACUCCGCAGCUGUAGCCGGAAGCGGAACUGCGUGUCGACUGGGCAGUGGGAGGGGGAUCAUGGCGACCCCGGCCGACCUGCCGGAUUCCGUGUACUUGGAAAUCUUUUCUUACCUCUCGGUCCGGGACCGGAUCCGCAGCUCCAGGGUGUGUCGCCGCUGGAAGAGGCUGGUGGAUGACCGGCGGCUGUGGCGACAUGUGGACCUGACGCUGUACACGAUGCGGCCCAAGGUGCUGUGGCAUCUCCUUCGCCGGUACAUGGCAUCUCGGCUCCAUUCACUGCGGAUGGGCGGUUACCUGCUGUCCGGCUCCCAGGCCCCCCAGCUCUCCCCGGCCCUGCUGAGGGCCCUGGGCCAGAAGUGCCCCAACCUGACACGCCUGUGCCUGCACGUGGCCAACCUGACCAUGGUGCCCAUCACCAGCCUGCCCUGCACCCUGCGGACCCUGGAGCUGCACAGCUGCGAGAUCUCCAUGGCCUGGCUCCUCCGGGAGCAGGAUCCCACGGUGCUGCCGCAGCUGGAGUGCAUUGUGCUGGACCGCGUGCCCGCCUUCCGCGAUGAGCACUUGCAGGGCCUGACGCGCUUCCAGGCCCUGCGCUCCCUGGUGCUGGGCGGCACUUACCGCGUGACCGAGACCGGGCUGGAGAGCAGUCUGCAGGAGCUCAACUACCUGCAGAGGCUCGAAGUCCUGGGCUGCACGCUGUCGGCCGACAGCACCCUCCGAUCCGUCAGCCGCCACCUCCGUGGCGUGCGUAAGAUCCGACUGACUGUGGGUGGCCUGUCGGCGCCAGGCCUGGCGGCCCUGGAGAGGAUGCCGGUCCUGGAGAGCCUGUGCCUACAGGGACCCCUCGUCACCCCAGAAAUGCCCUCCCCAGAGGAGAUCGUCUCGUCUUGCCUCACCAUGCCCAAGCUCCGAGUCCUCGAGGUGCAGGGACUGGGCUGGGAAGGACAGGAGGCAGAGCGCGUGCUGUGUAAUGGGCUGCCUCACUGUUCGGUCAUUGUCAGGCCCUGCCCCAAAGUGUCCAUGGACUGGUGGAUGUGACUGUGCCGUCGUCGCUGGGCCCCAGGCCAGCUUGCAUGGUGGAG